Molecule: messenger RNA, 375 nt
Organism: Ostertagia ostertagi
Lineage: Eukaryota; Metazoa; Nematoda; Chromadorea; Rhabditida; Trichostrongylidae
Source: the annotation of a GenBank genome assembly
AUGGAAAUUAAGAACGCGAAACUCAUCAAGAUCUGCGACGCCCAGGAAGGCGUCAACAAGAAGGGCGACGCUUGGCGCAAGGUCACAGCGGUCGUCGAGACCACCGACCACUACCCCAAGACAAUCGCCCUCACCUGCUUCAACAGCGUCUGCGAGACCGUCACCGCCUUCACGCCUGGCGCACUCAUCAACGUCACCUUCGACGUGGAGAGCCGCAGCUGGCUCAACCCCAACACCAACGAGGAGCGAUGGUUCACCGAGGCCAUCGCCCGAAUGAUUGUCCCAGCCGUGGCGAAAACCCCGACGAUGGAGAACUUCGACAAGCCGAUGGCACCACUCAACCAAGAACCCGAACAAGACGAUCUGCCCUUCUAA